Messenger RNA from Camellia sinensis, 1407 nucleotides. RefSeq lists its product as uncharacterized. Gene Ontology annotation, molecular function: DNA-binding transcription factor activity; DNA binding. Lineage: Eukaryota; Viridiplantae; Streptophyta; Magnoliopsida; Ericales; Theaceae. The record is from RefSeq and is a predicted model, not a curated record.
UCUAUUCAAGAAACAAUCCAAAAAAAAAAAAAAAGAAAAGAAAAUGUCUGAAAGCAGGGACAAUGAUGAUAAAGAAGGGAAAAGGAAGAAGAAGUCGGAUGUUCAGCAAGAAGAACAAGUCUCCAAAGGAGGAAGUGCAUCAUCUUCAACUCCAUUGAUGGAGACUGCAACUCAAACAGAGGGCUCCGGAGAAGGAAAUGUUCAUCUUCCCUUCCACAAACUCACUACUCACUAUGAUCAUGAUGAUGUUAUCUCACAAUCAAAAUCUGGAGCUGCUAUCAACCGAAGAGAUGAUUUCUCAUUGUCUAACAUAGCCAGACUUGGUGAAUUCAAGAGGAUGGGACAUUUUCUGUUUGAGUUGCAGUUAACUUGCAGCGACAUUGAAUGUGGCAAGCUAACCAUUCCUGUCAAAACGGCAUCAUCCCAUUUUCCUUCAACAACUCUGACAUCAAAUUUUGAGUACCCGAUUGUAAUUUCCGACACUCAAAAUGACAUUUGGUACAUGAAACUCACCUAUUACAAAGAUCUGCAAGAACAUGCCUCCAAGUUUGCAUGUACCUUCAAAUUCAUGAUUACAAGUGGAUGGCAGGGGUUCGUUGAUUGGCACGGUUUGAAAGCUAUGGAUGUGAUUCACUUCUACAGACCAUUCCCAAGAUUACACAUGAAGCAUUACCUGAUUGAUUAUGUCAAAGCCGAAGGAAAUAUUGUUUCACCCUCUAAGAAUUCGUGUAUGAAACAAGUCGGUGUUGAGGCUUGUGAUGAGGUGGAUUUCUAUAGGAGAAUUUUUCUCUUUGAUGUGCAGUUAACUCCUAGUGAUGUUGAACACGGCAGGCUCUUCGUUCCUGUUGAAAGAGCAGAAAAGCAUUUCCCUCCUGUACUGACUCAUGAACCAUAUUAUGAGCACCAGAUUGAAAUUUCCGACACUCAAAACCACAAUUGGCACAUGAGCCUGAUCUACAAUAGCUUGGAAGGUGCCUUUGUUAUCACAAGAGGGUGGCACAGGUUUGUUGUUAGGCACAAUUUGGAAGCCAUGGAUGUGAUUAGUUUCUACAAACAUCCCUCACGCUUACACAACAGACAUUUCCUGAUUCAAAACGUCAAAGCAGGGGAACUUGAGACAGAAAACCCUCCUGAAUUCAUGCCUGAAAAUUUUCUGUUUGAGGUGCAAUUUGUUGAAUUGGCUACAGAUUCUGGAGGUCACCCCAUGUGAAAGGGGUGAUCCUCAUGUCAACAAUGGAAGGCCACCAACCUCAUGUCAACAAUGGAAGGCCACCAACCAUGUCAAAAGUCAAAGAAUGAGGGCUCUCCCACCUACUCCUUUGUGUAUAAAUAGAGACGGGAGGGAGAGGAUAUAGAUAUCAGAUGUGGAGCUGAGAGGUGUGAGUUGAGAGCAAGGAGAGAGAGAAU